This is a messenger RNA of Schizosaccharomyces osmophilus, 1578 nucleotides long. It is a transcript of the gene paf1, whose product is annotated as RNA polymerase II associated Paf1 complex. Gene Ontology annotation, cellular component: Cdc73/Paf1 complex. The transcript is spliced from 2 exons. The record is from RefSeq and is a predicted model, not a curated record. The coding region runs from base 1 to 1578 and encodes 525 amino acids. NCBI's taxonomy places the organism in Eukaryota, Fungi, Ascomycota, Schizosaccharomycetes, Schizosaccharomycetales, Schizosaccharomycetaceae. Gene Ontology annotation, molecular function: chromatin binding; RNA polymerase II complex binding. Gene Ontology annotation, biological process: transcription elongation by RNA polymerase II.
AUGCCCAGUAGUGAUAUACAAAAUAAGGAUUUACUGAAAGGCUCUGUAAACAGCAGCCUAUACUCCACUACACAUACUUCAAAUAGGAGGCAAGAUUAUAUUCUUCGGGUGAGAUACCAUAAUCCACUCCCUCCACCCCCAUUUCCUCCUAGGCUCAUUAACAUUUCAAACCCAGUCAAGCAAUAUGCCUUGCCAAAUUUUGUGUCUAAUGUAGUUCAAGAAAAGAAAAUUGCGAUUGAAAAUGAUGCUGAACUUGGAAUGCCCAUGGAUUUAGCUGCUGUUGAUGGAUUUUUCGAGGGUGAUACGUCCUGGAUGCAAUCCGACAUGUCUGGUAUGAAUUUGGACCCAGCCGAUCGUGCUUUGCUCAAAGUUGCUGGCGGAUCUGGCUCUUCUCAUGUUGAGGUCCCAUUUUUGCGACGAACUGAAUACAUUUCUUCUGAAGUUGGACGAAAUACCUCAACUCGUGGUAAUUUGCGAUUGACGGCUUCUACGAGCAAAGCAAUUGCUGAGCAGCGCGGUCGGUCGCUUCGUGAAAUUCCCAAUCAAAUUGGGGCUAUUGACCAAACCUUUUCGGCCGUGAAGGAGCCUUUGCAAAAUUUAAAACAUCCAACAAAACCCGACUUGAAACCGGUUGGUGCUUGGAACCUUUUGCCAAACGAUUCGAUGGCAGGCAUUCAGCAUCUUAUGCUACGUGUUUCUGAUAACCUUACAGACCGUGCUCCUACUCCGUCAACGUCUGAAGAAGACGAUGUUUCCAAACGACACAGAGUUGCUCUUUUUAUGCCUUCUUCCGCAGAAGGAGAACAAUAUUUAUCUUACUAUCUUCCUUCAGAAGAGGCCGCAGAAAAAGUUCAACAAGCCUCCAACGACUCUUCCUCGACUGAGGGCCCUUUCUUGUAUAACUUAUUCCGCAAUUUUGACGCCACUAUGCAUGUUAAUCCUAGUGGUUUAGAAGAUUUAUGUUUAAGUCUCCACACAGACAAAGAAAAUCCUAAAAACAGCCAAGCCCUAUACACUCCUGUUUACGCACGGUCGACAUUAAAACGACGACAUGUUCGUGCUCCCGUCAACCCCGACACAAUUGAUGGUAUAGAGUUGAGAUUACGAAAAAUAAACAAGGAAGAAGGUGUGCAGUUGAAACGGGCUAGGUAUGAUUCGUUUGCAAUGGGCGACGAGGAAGCUCUUGUGAAGGAGGAGCAAGAAAUUGCUGAAGAGCAAGUGGGAGAAGAAAAUGAACUUAAUGAAAUUGAAGAGCAACAACAAGGCUCGAAUAUUCAGUCAGAGUCUGUAGAAAAUGUUCAGCCAUUGUCCACUGAGGAGUCAGGACAGGUUCCCACUCACAAUGAACAGAACGAAGAAGGGAAGGAAAGCGAAGAUCAAGGUGAACAGAAUCGACAAUCAGAAAUUGUCAAUGAUAAAAAUAAUAAAUCCAGCUCAGAUGAGUCCGAGAAUAUAAUUGAAGGAGAUCACCAAAGUCAACAGGAAGAACCAAAAUUGAAUCCCGCCGAAGAGGUUGAAACCAAUGCUCCUACUGCUAAUUCACCCUCACCUGCGUCGGGAUCAUCCUCUAAUUCUUAA